Molecule: messenger RNA, 1354 nt
Organism: Lymnaea stagnalis (great pond snail)
Lineage: Eukaryota; Metazoa; Mollusca; Gastropoda; Lymnaeidae
Source: the annotation of a GenBank genome assembly
ACUCAUUGGCCAAGAAACAUAAUUUCUGAAUAAAUUGUUCGCUUCUAAGUUUUGACUUUGUUGCGAGAAAAGGAAAAUGACAAGUUAAAAAUAAUUUGCUGUUUGAAAGGAUGAUUUGAAAAUAUAGUGCUCUUGAAAAUGUGUUGCUGUUUUUCUAACUUCCUAUACAAUCAACAAUUUGUUCUUAGUGUUGUCGCUCAGCCUGGGGGUGGCGGCGCUAACCUUGACAGAAUCUUCAACCAAUAUGCUGGAACAGACAACCAACUCACAAACGCUGAGCUGAACAGAUUCUGGCUUCACUUUGAUGAUGAUGGUAAGCAAAACAAAUGGCAGAUACAGUCUGGUAAUGAUAUUUGCAAUUCAAACUUUCUUAUAUUAUUCCUUUUUUAAAAAAAAAUUCAGUAAUACUGUUUGAAAACAAAUUGCCAAGGGAUUAUUACAUGUCGCACAACUUUUAAGGUGACGGUGAAGUCAGCAAAUCAGAGUUUGACAGCAGCUGGAGACAAGAGAAUUUCCCCAACCCACAAAACGCUCCACUUUUCUUCCUGGAGUUGGACAGAGUAGCUGAUGAGGUCCUCAACUCCCAAGACUUCCCACACAUCUUCAGACUCUGGGAUGAGAACGGUACGUCCCCCUUUUUUUUUUUAGUGGUUUUGUUUAAUUUAUAACGAUUUGGUCUUUUCAAUAUCAUGAAGACGUUAUCAAUUCAAAGUUGAUCUGCUAAUAUGUAACGUUGAUACACUGGACUUAAAUAGUGUUGUGGAAGUCAAAGUUAAACAUACACAAUUUAUGGUUUAAUACAAUUAUUUUUUAUAUUGACUUAUAUAUAUAGCUUCAUCAUCUACUCAUUGUCAAAUAUUUAGCCAAAGAUAUCUUUAUUAAAUGAAAAUGAAAUUGGAAUUUGGAAAAGUUAAUGGCCACACCACUGACUGAAUAAGUCAAAGGAAAGAUAGAGAUGAUCUUUCAAAUGUGCAUUUAUUUACAGGCGACGGAUUCAUCACCGAGAGAGAGUUCAGAUUCAACUGGAAUGCCUACUUUGAUGACUAAAUGAAGAUGCCGCUGAAGUUGUAAUGAGAUGUUGAAAGACCAUUAGUUGAUUAAAGGACGAAUAGUAUCAACCUACUGUUUUAAAUUAUGUGUUAAAAUUAUUGUUAUAAAUUUACCUCUUCAUUUGAAAAUAAUUCUCAGCUUAUAAACAAUUUAUUUUUAGAUUUCAAAGAGAAAGAAAAAUGGAUUCUGAGAGAGUCAUGAAUUUCACAAAUAAUGUCUCUUUAAUAUGUGCAUAUGAACGAAUGUAUCACUUUGCCCAACAGGCGUGACAUUAAAUUCCCCGAUAACUGCACCCCAUAGCGUG